AUGGGGCAGUUGCUAGUUGUGGCUGCCCUGUGCUGUGCCCGCCCGCCCACGAGCAAGAAGCUUCACGACCUCAUCACGAACAAGGAGUCACGCGAGGCCAGCCAGAGGGGCAAAGGGGGCGACCAGGAAGAGGAUGCGGGGCAGAUAAGAGAGGAGGAAGUGGACGUGGUGUUGGAGGAGGACGAGGAGGCGGACGUGCACCGCAUCCGCCUCCCGGAGUUCCCCGGCGGCGCGGAGGCGUUCGAGUUGGCCGCCAAGUUCUGCUACGGCAUCAAGCUCGACCUCACGCCGACCACAGCCGCGCUGCUGCGGUGCGCCGCUGAGCGCCUCGGCAUGUCCGACGACCACUCGGAAGACAACCUCGUCUCCCGCGCCGACCGGUUCAUGUCACAGACCGUCCUGAGGAACCCCAGGGACGCCAUCCGCGCCCUCAAGUCCUGCGAGGGCCUCCUACCCCUCGUCGAUGACCUCGGCCUCGUGUCGCGCUGCGUGGAUGCCGUCGCCGACGACGCCAGGGAUGGCGACCACCAGCGCCGCCGCCGGGGCCACCUGGUUCGACGACCUCGCUGGCCUGUCCUUGGCCACGUUCACCCGUGUCAUUGCCGCCAUGAAGGAGCACGGCCUCGUUGCAGUAAGCACACGCCGCCACGGUGCCAGUGA
Miscanthus lutarioriparius is the source of this 660-nucleotide messenger RNA. The record is from the annotation of a GenBank genome assembly. Lineage: Eukaryota; Viridiplantae; Streptophyta; Magnoliopsida; Poales; Poaceae.